This is a messenger RNA of Panicum virgatum (switchgrass), 2331 nucleotides long. Its product is annotated as cytosolic endo-beta-N-acetylglucosaminidase 1-like. Bases 109 to 2193 code for a protein of 694 amino acids. The record is from RefSeq and is a predicted model, not a curated record. NCBI's taxonomy places the organism in Eukaryota, Viridiplantae, Streptophyta, Magnoliopsida, Poales, Poaceae. Gene Ontology annotation, cellular component: cytoplasm. Gene Ontology annotation, molecular function: mannosyl-glycoprotein endo-beta-N-acetylglucosaminidase activity. The transcript has 11 exons. Gene Ontology annotation, biological process: protein deglycosylation.
UUCUGAACCGCCCGGCUGGGGAACGGAGUUGCCUCCCCCGGUCAACGCCGGCGCGUGCCCUUCUCCCCGCGCCGCCGCCUCCGCCGGAUCGCUCGCCGCCUCCGAGCCAUGCUCCCCUCCGCCGCGGAGCCAGAAGGCGAAGCCGCCUCGGGCGGCGAGCGCCGCGCGUGGGAGCCGCCCUUCGACGCCUCCGCGCCGGCGCCGCCCAUGUCCUACCCGAUCACGGACCUCGCCGCGCUGGCCUCGCGCGCCUACCUCUCCGCCGACGCCAACUUCCACCUCCCCUUCAACAGGGCCUCCGUCCCUGGUCCCGCCUCCGCGCUCCCCGCGCGCCGGCGCGUCCUCGUGUGCCACGACAUGGAGGGCGGCUACCGCGACGACGCGGCGCCUCAGGGCGGGGCCAACCCGGACGCCUACGCGCUCUGGCACUGGCACCUCGUCGACGUCUUCGUCUACUUCUCGCACUACCUCGUCACCCUCCCGCCGCCCUGCUGGACCAACGCCGCCCACCUACACGGCGUCAAGGUGUUGGGAACAUUCAUCACGGAGUGGGAUAAAGGCGCGGAGGUUUGCAAGGAGAUGCUCGCGACGGAGGCUUCUGCACAGAUGUAUGCUGAGAGACUCACAGAGCUGGCUACUGCCUUGGGCUUCGAUGGCUGGCUGAUAAACAUUGAGGUUAAACUUGAUGCUCAGUUCAUCGAUAACAUGAAAGAAUUUGUCAAUCAUCUAACCAAGACGAUGCAUGCUGCCGUUCCCGGAUCUUUGGUCAUAUGGUACGAUGCCAUCACUGUAAAAGGUGAGCUCAACUGGCAGAAUAAGCUCAACAAGUAUAACAAGCCAUUCUUUGAUUUGUGUGAUGGGUUGUUUGCUAACUAUACGUGGAAGAAAAAAGAUCCGCAGGAUUCAGCUGCAGUUGCUGGAGACAGGAAAUAUGAUGUCUACAUGGGUAUUGAUGUCUUUGGACGAAAUACUUUUGGUGGCGGCCAAUGGACUACAAACGUUGCGCUUGAUCUACUUAAGAAAGUUGAUGUCUCAACUGCCAUAUUUGCUCCUGGAUGGGUAUAUGAAACUAAGCAACCCCCUGACUUUGAGAGUGCACAAAAUCGUUGGUGGGGCCUUGUUGAAAAAUCAUGGGGAGUUCUUCGAAGCUAUCCAAAACAAUUACCGUUCUACACAGAUUUUGAUCAGGGUCAUGGCUAUCAGGUGUCUAUCGAAGGGCAGCAAGUGUCCAGUGAUCCAUGGAACAAUAUUUCUUGCCAAAGUUUUCAGCCUAUGCUUAAGUACACAGGAGAUCAAGCUCAACUGCAAGCCUUUAUAAAUUUCAAAGAUGGGCCUUACAGUGGAGGGAAUUGUAUGACAAUCAAAGGAAGUCUCCGGCAGAAUAUUAUUUUCUCGGAACAGCUUUAUAAUGGAGGACUUGCACUGGAAGAUAGAUCUAUUCAUCUAUUUUAUUCGGUAAGAGCUGAUGGAAGCUCUGCGCUAGGAUUGUCUCUGGACUUAUCUUCAAACGAGCAGAGUAUUUCAAUCCUUGUUGCGGAGGACAUAGCAACAUUCACCAGAAAGAAGCAACAUCACAAGUACGGCGCAUACGUUAAAGCUGACAAGGUGGAGCCACAUGCUCCAAAUAACCAAGAUUGGUUCCUUUACAAAGCAACUGUUCAUUCCAGUGCCGGCUACAAAUUAACUGGAAUCAACAUUGUUUGCACCUUGAAAAUAGCUGGCAAAAUGAGUGCAGAAACAGAGGACAGGAUCUCUGGAGUGAAUGCAGAUGGAUCUUCACCGUAUCAUGCAUCACUUGGCCACAUAAGUAUUCAAAAGAUCGAUGCAAACACAGAGUUCCGACCAGCAGGAUCAUGGGUAACUGAAGGCGAGUACAUCUCAUGGUCCAACAGUUCUAACACAACUAAACAUGUGAGUCUGAAACUCAGCUGGAAGCUGAAGACCCCUGAUCAACCAUCAUUCAGGAAGUACAACAUCUAUGUGGAGGAGUCAAUGGCAGAUCCAAACGCAAAGGCUUCCAGAAAUUACCUUUGUGCUGCUAGUGUUGAUGCCUUUUAUAUAUCGGGCCUAGAGGUCGCCAGCGGAGUUACUGGUCUUAAAUUCAUUAUUCAAGCGUGUGCACAUGAUGGAAGCUGGCAGAAGCUUGAGGAAUGCCCAGAAUUCUUUUUAGAUGUAGUUCAUUCUGAGGUGUAACAUUCUUUUUUUUUUCUCAUAUGUGUUUUUUUUUCAAUUAAACCUUCACAAAAUUAUAGUCCCCCCACAGAAUAAUCUAUGUUACCCUUACAGAAAUAAGAAGAAAAAAAUUAUGAAUAAAGCAUUGUUAUGUACAAA